GUUGUUCACCGCCAGGAGAGAUUUUCUUUUCAGAUACACGUAUCGUGUUAAGAAUCAGACAACCACAAAGGAUUGCUCGUCAUCACAGACCCUCAGAUAGAAGUCUCUCAAAGGCAUCAGAAUGCAGGUUCCUCUUAUUCGACUGCAGUGUGGCUGCAACAGCUACGAUUGGGGAAAGAAAGGUAAAGAUUCGGCAGCCGCUCGCUAUGCUGCGGCCACGCCCUCCGACACAUUCUCCAUCCAGGAAGAUAAGCCAUAUGCUGAGUUAUGGAUGGGCACACACCCGUCUCUUCCCUCCAAAGACCUGUCUACUGGCCGCUCCCUCUUGGACAUGGUAGUCGACAAUCAAGGUCUGAUGGGCACCGAUAUUGCGACCAAAUAUCAGAAUAAACUGCCCUUCCUCUUCAAGGUGCUGUCCAUCGCAAAAGCUCUAUCCAUCCAGGCCCAUCCCAACAAAAAGCUGGCGGAGAAGCUCCAUGCCAAAGACCCCAAGAACUACCCAGACGACAACCACAAGCCUGAAAUGACCCUCGCCAUCACACCAUUCGAAGGUCUUUGCGGCUUCCGUCCUCUCAAGGAGAUCUCACACUUUCUAUCAACCAUCCCCCCUCUGCGAUCCCUCGUCGGCGAAGAAGCAUCGUCGGCUCUCGAGAAGGUCGCAUCGGACUCCAACGCCUCUGUGGCAGGAUCCAAAUCCGCCCUGAAAUCCGCCUUCAGCACCCUGAUGAAGUCAGACCGAUCUGCAGUCGCGUCCAAGUCCAAGGAACUCCUAUCGCUCGCCGAGUCCGGCGACAUCACGCCUGGACCCAGUGUCAACACGACUCCCGAGUUGUGCGAACUCGUCACACGCUGCAACAGCCAAUUUCCCGAGGACAUUGGCCUCUUUGUUCUCUUCUUCCUCAACUACGUCAAACUCUCACCGGGUCAAGCCAUGUACCUCAAAGCCGACGAUAUCCACGCCUACAUCUCCGGCGACAUUAUCGAGUGCAUGGCGUCGAGCGACAAUGUCAUCCGCGCCGGCUUCACGCCCAAGUUCCAAGACGUCAAUACUCUUACGGACAUUCUGACGUACGACCACGACCCCCCGGAGCAACAACUCCUCAAGCCGACGGACUACCCCUACGUGAGGCUAAACCAGGCCGCGUACAGCAGUGGAAGUGAGAGUCUGUUGUACGACCCGCCCAUCGAGGAGUUCAGCGUCGUGCGCACCGUUCUCAAGAAGGACGGGGCGAAGGCGACGUUCGAGGGCGUCGCGGGCCCCAGCAUCAUCAUCUGCACCAGUGGCCAAGGCAGGAUCAGCGUCGGUCCCAAGACGGAGGAGAUCAAGGAGGGAUGGGUGUACUUUGUCGGUGCGACGGCCGAGCUCGUGCUUGAGAGCACCGGCGAGGAAUUGGUCACUUUCCGCGCAUUCUGCGAGAUUGACGAUAGUGCCAAGGAGAAUGGGCAUUGACUAUCUGGGGCCCAUGCUGAUGUUAAAGGGAGAGGCAGGCUUUGAGGCGUGGGGGUUCCCCACGAGCAAAAGUGAAUCAAGGAAAUGCGCCAUGAGAAACUGUUGAUGAUGGGAAACACGAGCAUCACGAGUAACAUGGAUUCAGUCAGGUAUUUAGAUAUGAGUGAUGGGGAAAAUUCAAUUGGGCUACAAGAAAUGAUCUAUAAAUGUCCAGUCCGGCGGGGGAGUUCUGCGUAUGUGGUGUGUCGGUGGUGGACGAUACUCUCACUCUUACAAGUAACACGAUAUCCAAUAAUUUUCUCC
This is a messenger RNA of Exophiala oligosperma, 1753 nucleotides long. Its product is annotated as mannose-6-phosphate isomerase, class I. Bases 122 to 1450 code for a protein of 442 amino acids. Gene Ontology annotation, biological process: GDP-mannose biosynthetic process; carbohydrate metabolic process. Gene Ontology annotation, cellular component: cytosol. NCBI's taxonomy places the organism in Eukaryota, Fungi, Ascomycota, Eurotiomycetes, Chaetothyriales, Herpotrichiellaceae. The transcript is spliced from 4 exons. Gene Ontology annotation, molecular function: mannose-6-phosphate isomerase activity; zinc ion binding. The record is from RefSeq and is a predicted model, not a curated record.